AUUCGGAGGACAAGACCCGAAGCACCAUCUUCAUCCUUUUGUCUUGGGUCAUCAAUGGAAGACCCGAGCAGAAAACCAUACACACAGAACUGUGUAGUUCCUUUCUUCUCAUUUUAGAUAGUGAGAGACACUACAAUGACUGUAGCAGCAGGAAUCGGGUACGCGCUGAUAGCUCUAGGACCGUCUCUCUCCCUCUUCGUUUCCGUAAUUUCCAAAAAACCAUUCUUGAUCCUCACUGUUCUCUCCAGUACACUAUUGUGGCUUAUAAGCUUAAUUGUGUUGUCUGGAAUAUGGAGGGGUUUUCUUCCACUGAAUACAACUGAAGUUUGGCCUUAUGGAAUACUCAUUUUCUCAUCUGUUGCAUUCCAAGAAGGACUUAGGCUUUUCUUCUGGAAAAUAUUUAAAAGGUUAGAAGAUAUUUUAGAUGCUUUUGCUGAUAGAGUAUCAAAACCACAUCUUUUCCUGACAGAUAAGAUGCUGAUUGCUCUUGCUGGUGGUUUGGGUCAUGGUGUGGCCCAUGCCGUGUUCUUCUGUAUCAGCCUAUUAACUCCCGCAUUUGGUCCAGCUACAUAUUUUGUUGAUAAAUGUUCAAAGGUUCCAUUUUUCCUUCUUUCUGCGGUUAUUGCUCUUGCAUUUGUCACCAUCCACACCUUUUCGAUGGUCAUUGCAUUUAAUGGGUAUGCAGAGGGGAACAAAGUGGAUAGUUAUUUUGUUCCCAUUGUUCACGUUGUUGCAGGAAUGGUGACAAUGGUAAAUUUGAUACCUGGGGGUUGCGCUGUUGGCAUUCCUUUCCUUUAUUUCACUGCGAUCUUGACCCUAAUUCAUUGUGGGAGGAUGGUUUGGAGAAGAUUGACAGAAAAUCCAAUCAGACCGACUCACUCAUAAAAAGGGUUUAUGGAAGUCUUAGUGAGAGAAGCUGAAGACCUUAGUUAUGUCCAGCACAACAAAAAAAGUAGUUAGAUUAGUUAAGGGAUCCAUGUUAACGCCUCACAAGUCGAAAUUUCACUUUGCAUUGGAUGUAGUUCCUUCCGAUUUUAAAAUUUAUACUAUGUGAAGUUGCUGUAUUGUACUAAGUCUGUAUAUAUAUGUUAUCACAUUGAAAUGAAACCAUCUAUUAAGUUGCACAAGGUAAAUGAGCAUUGUGUUUUCAAA
Vicia villosa (hairy vetch) is the source of this 1152-nucleotide messenger RNA. RefSeq names its product gamma-secretase subunit APH1-like. Gene Ontology annotation, cellular component: gamma-secretase complex; membrane; endoplasmic reticulum. The coding region runs from base 136 to 885 and encodes 249 amino acids. The record is from RefSeq and is a predicted model, not a curated record. Gene Ontology annotation, biological process: protein processing; positive regulation of catalytic activity. NCBI's taxonomy places the organism in Eukaryota, Viridiplantae, Streptophyta, Magnoliopsida, Fabales, Fabaceae. Gene Ontology annotation, molecular function: protein-macromolecule adaptor activity. The transcript is spliced from 7 exons.